AUGGCGGAUGUUAAGAUCGAAGCCGCGCCGCCUCAUGCCGAGAAUCAUGAAAUGGGCGGACUCGGUGGUGUUGUCAGCCACAAGACCGAGGAAGCAUACGACAAUGCCAUUGAUCCGGUUCUAGAGAAGCGCGUCCUACGCAAGAUGGACCGCGCACUGGUUCCGUUGGUCACGGCUCUUUACCUCGUUGCCUUUCUUGACAGGUCAAACAUAGGAAAUGCAGAAACGGCUGGUAUGAAUGAAGAUCUGGGCUUUGACGAUGCGCAAUACCAGUGGCUGCUGACAAUCUUCUACAUCCCGUAUAUCGUCUUUGAGUUUCUUGCACUCAUGUGGAAACUGAUACCACCUCAUAUAUGGGCUUUCUGUUGCGUACUCGUCUGGGGUUUGGCAUCAACACUUCAGGCUGCGGCAUUCAACUGGCAAGGCCUUAUGGCCUGUCGCUUCUUUUUGGCCGCGUCAGAGGCUGGGUAUGGUCCUGGAAUCCCCUACCUGCUCAGCUUCUUCUACAAGCGUCACGAGCUUGGAUUUCGAUGUGGCAUCUUCCUGUCGGCAGCUCCACUCGCCACAACGUUUGCUGGCGCGCUUGCCUAUGGUAUUACCUCGGGCCACCCAGCCAUUGCCAACUGGAGACUCCUAUUCCUUGUGGAGGGAAUCCCCUCCAUCUGCCUGGCCUUUGUCGCCUUUUUCUUCAUGCCAGAUUCCCCCGACAAGGCCAAGUUUCUCACUGAAGAAGAGAAGCAGAUUACACGAGCUCGAGCGAUUCAGCAGACUGGUGCUGAAGGCGCCGAACGGGUUGGACACGUCAACUUCAGAGAAGUCUUUGCAGCUCUGGCCGAUGUCAAGACCUGGAUUCCGCCCUUGAUGUAUUUCAGCUGCAACGUCUCAUUUAGCAGUCUGCCCGUGUUCCUGCCGACCAUUCUCACUAGUAUGGGAUUUUCGUCCAUCAAUGCCCAGGGCCUUACUGCACCCCCUUAUUUCCUUGCUUUUAUUAUCUGCAUCCUGACCACAUACGUUGCGGACAAGACGAGACAGCGUGGCUACAUGAUCAUAACCUUGUCCAUCAUUGGUGGCGUUGGCUAUGUCCUGCUUGCGACUGUGAAGAGCGUUGGCGUGCGCUACUUUGGCGUCUUCCUCGCUGCCGCUGGCGUCUUCCCUGCCAUUGCCAAUAUCCUACCCUGGACAAUCAAUAACCAAGGCAGUGACUCAAAGAGAGGAUCUGGUAUAGCACUUCUCAACAUUAUUGGUCAAUGUGGUCCGCUUCUGGGGACUCGAGUCUUUCCAACGGCUGAGAAACCAUACUAUGUCAAGGGCAUGAGCAUAUGCGCGGCUUUCAUGUUCUUCAAUGCUUUGCUUGCUCUGGUCCUGAGGACCUGGCUAGCAUAUGAGAACAAGCAGUUUGAGAAGAGAGAUGCCGAGGCUAGGACUGCAGGACUUGAUCCUGGUAAAUCUCGCCACGCGGAGUCGGAGAAUGAAGGCUAUGGAUUCAGAAACUUCCUUUGA
Molecule: messenger RNA, 1500 nt
Organism: Pestalotiopsis fici W106-1
Lineage: Eukaryota; Fungi; Ascomycota; Sordariomycetes; Amphisphaeriales; Sporocadaceae
Exons: 6
Coding region: 1-1500 (499 amino acids)
Biological process (GO): transmembrane transport
Cellular component (GO): membrane
Molecular function (GO): transmembrane transporter activity
Source: RefSeq, a predicted model, not a curated record